GCUCUGAAAACCAUCUUUCUGUUACAGAUGGGGUUUGGGUCUCUGGCCAAUGUCCUUCUCUUCUUCCACAGCAUAUCUCCACUUUUGUUUGGACACAAACAGAGACCCACAGACAAGAUUCUCACCCACAUUGUCACGGCCAAUCUCCUCGUUCUUCUUUCCUCUGGGAUGCCCCACACAAUGGCAGCUUUUGUUUGGAGGAAACCCCUGUCCAGUCUUGGGUGUAAGUGUGUCUAUUACCUACAGAGAGUGGCUCGCAGCACCACCCUGUGCUCCACCUGUGUCCUGAGCACCUGUCAGUUCUUCACUCUCAUCCCCAGGAAAGUAGAGUGGAUGAUGCUCAGAAGAAGAGGCUCCAAGUUCAUUGGUCCUUCCUGUUGCACCUGCUGGGUAUUCGGGCUCUUAUUGAAUAUCUAUGUUCCUGUGAAGCUAACUGGACCGCAGGAUGUAGGAAAUGAUACGAGCAUCGAGGGGAAAUGGUUCUGUUCAUCCUCAAGUUCCUUUGCAGGCAUUGUCAUCCUAUGGUCAUUUCCUGAUGUCGUGUUUCUUGGCGUCAUGGUCUGGUCCAGUGGCUCCAUGCUGCUUCUCCUGCACAGACACCACCAGAGGGUGCAGUAUAUUCAUACUCCCACUGGCCACCAGCAAUGCCCCCCAGAGACCAGAGCUGCCCACACCAUCCUGAUGCUGGUGGUCACCUUUAUCAUCUUCUACGUGCUGGAUUCCACUUUCACGUUUUAUAUCACUGCCUUUUUAGAUUCUCGUCUAUGGUUAAUGCAGAGCUGUAAUGUGUUGACUUCAUGUUUUCCCAGUGUUUGCCCCUUCCUGCUGCUCCUUAGGAAUUCUAGAAGUCCUAGGAUUUGCUCUUGA
Phacochoerus africanus (Common warthog) is the source of this 867-nucleotide messenger RNA. RefSeq names its product vomeronasal type-1 receptor 4-like. Gene Ontology annotation, cellular component: membrane. Gene Ontology annotation, molecular function: pheromone receptor activity. NCBI's taxonomy places the organism in Eukaryota, Metazoa, Chordata, Mammalia, Artiodactyla, Suidae. Gene Ontology annotation, biological process: G protein-coupled receptor signaling pathway. The record is from RefSeq and is a predicted model, not a curated record. The transcript has a single exon. The coding region runs from base 28 to 867 and encodes 279 amino acids.